Molecule: messenger RNA, 1406 nt
Organism: Nyctereutes procyonoides (raccoon dog)
Lineage: Eukaryota; Metazoa; Chordata; Mammalia; Carnivora; Canidae
Gene: AQP5
Product: aquaporin 5
Exons: 4
Coding region: 62-859 (265 amino acids)
Biological process (GO): transmembrane transport
Cellular component (GO): plasma membrane; apical plasma membrane
Molecular function (GO): water channel activity
Source: RefSeq, a predicted model, not a curated record
CCGCGCGCCCCGCGCCCCCGCCCCGCCGGGCGUGCCCCGCCGCCGGGCCCUCGCGGCCACCAUGAAGAAGGAGGUGUGCUCCGUGGCCUUCCUCAAGGCCGUGUUCGCCGAGUUCCUGGCCACCCUCAUCUUCGUCUUCUUCGGCCUCGGCUCGGCCCUCAAGUGGCCGUCGGCGCUGCCCAGCAUCCUGCAGAUCUCGCUGGCCUUCGGGCUGGCCAUCGGCACCCUGGCGCAGGCCCUGGGGCCCGUGAGCGGCGGCCACAUCAACCCGGCCAUCACGCUGGCCCUGCUGGUGGGCAACCAGAUCUCGCUGCUGCGGGCCGCCUUCUACGUGGCGGCGCAGCUGGCGGGGGCCAUCGCCGGGGCGGGCAUCCUCUACGGGCUGGCGCCGCUCAACGCCCGCGGCAACCUGGCCGUCAACUCGCUCAACAACAACACAACCCAGGGCCAGGCUAUGGUAGUAGAGCUGAUUCUGACCUUCCAGCUGGCACUCUGCAUCUUCUCUUCCACUGACUCCCGCCGCACCAGUCCUGUGGGCUCUCCGGCCCUGUCCAUCGGCCUUUCCGUCACACUGGGCCACCUCGUGGGGAUCUACUUCACCGGCUGCUCCAUGAACCCGGCCCGCUCUUUCGGCCCCGCAGUGGUCAUGAAGCGCUUCAGCUCUGCUCACUGGGUGUUCUGGGUGGGGCCCAUCGUGGGGGCCAUCCUAGCUGCCAUCCUCUACUUCUACCUGCUAUUCCCCAACUCCCUGAGCCUGAGUGAGCGCAUGGCCGUCAUCAAGGGCACGUAUGAACCUGAGGAGGACUGGGAGGAGCAACGAGAGGAGCGAAAGAAGACCAUGGAGCUGACCGCCCGCUGACCAGUGUCAGGCAGGGGCCAGCCCCCCUCCUCCCAGUCCCUGAACCACAGGAGGAAAAAAAUGUAUACAUAUAUAUAAAUGACAGCAAGGCUUCCUUCCCCUACAGCUGGGUCCUCGGGGCUCAGGAGGAGGUGCUGGCUCCUUCGGCUUCACAGUUAGGGAUGGGAGCAGGAACCCAUAAGGGGACGCUUAGGUGGGGGCCCAGGCUGGUGUCCGAUGGGGUAAGGGUCUCUCUGGAACAGGGCAGACUGCUGCCAUGAGGUCAGAUCUCAGACACCGUGAAAGGAGCACCAAGCUUACAGGCUUCCCUGGGGCCAAGCCAGGAAGGGGUGACCGUGGCUGGACACCCCUAUCUUCCCUGACCCGCCCCCUUAAGAGCCGGCGGGGUCCUAGUCCCUAGGACAGCAGAGGCUGCCCCUCCCCACAUCGCCCUAGAGGGAGACAGACUGGUUCAUUAAAUGCUGCCUUAUUUAUUUCUGCUCAAGGAUGCACGGGGUUGGGCUGCUGGUGUUUGGGGCAGGGGCUUACCAAUAAACCACUGACACUC